This is a messenger RNA of Cladophialophora carrionii CBS 160.54, 1008 nucleotides long. RefSeq lists its product as uncharacterized. The transcript has a single exon. Lineage: Eukaryota; Fungi; Ascomycota; Eurotiomycetes; Chaetothyriales; Herpotrichiellaceae. Bases 1 to 1008 code for a protein of 335 amino acids. The record is from RefSeq and is a predicted model, not a curated record.
AUGCUUCGACCUGCGAUUGCUUCGCUAUCACUGGGUGAUCCGAGGGUGCACGAAGUGUCGACGAGACUUCUCCAAGCGUCUCGGAAUGGCUUCCAGGGUGUGGAGAUUGUUGAGGACGAUAUUAAGACAUUGGCAGAAAAGCUUCCUGGAGGCCUGGGAGACUCAAACAGCAUCGAGGCAGCGAGAGACAUCCGUCAACAAUGCGACAAACUCGGCUUAACUGUACUUGUAUUCCAACCUUUUCGGCAGUACGAAGGCCUCCUUGACCGGACGCAACAUGAAGCCAUGCUCAAGAAGCUGACGGUGUGGUUUGAGAUCACCCGGAGCCUAGGCACAGACAUGAUUCAGGUGCCUACAAGCUGGUUGCAAGAAGGCACGACUGGGAAUGAAGACGCUGUUGUGGCAGACCUUCGACAGAUAGCUGAUAUGGGGCUUGCACAGAACCCAGUAGUCCGCUUUGCGUAUGAAGGCAUUGCCUGGGGACGAUAUUUUGACACAUGGGAAGAUACCUGGGAGCUUGCUAAGAAAGUGGACAGGCCCAAUUUUGGCCUGUGUCUGGACGCCUUCCACAUAGCUGGCCGCACAUGGGGCGAUCCUACUGCCCAGAGCGGACGAACCCCCGGUGCGGAACACGCUCUUGAGGUGUCUCUUGACAGGUUGGUCAACCAGGUAGAUGUUGCGAAGGUGUUUUAUGUUCAGGCUGGAGAUGCCGAGAAGCUGGAUCCGCCCUUGAGCGAGUCUCAUCCAUACUAUGCGACCGAUCAGCCCGCAAGGAUGAGCUGGUCGCGAAAUGCGCGACUAUUCCCAUACGAAGAGGACAGAGGCGGCUAUCUUCCCAUCGAGACAGUCAUGGACGCGAUUGUCAACAGGUUGGGAUAUGAUGGCUGGAUCAGUAUGGAGCUGUUCUCGCGUGAGUUGGCGGACCCGGAUCCAGACCUGCCGCGCAGAUUUGCCACACGAGCUUCAGCAUCGUGGAAGAGACUGCUGCACGCGAUGAAGAAACCAUAG